AUGCACCCCUCCUUAGACGACCUGGUGGUCCCGGGCUCCCCCAGGAUCACCAUAUCGAUGCCCAACUUACCACAGGAAGCUCAGGUUCGGACCUUCUGCUUGAACAAUGGUGACCUUAACAAGUGCAGCAAUGCUUGGAGGCCCAGAAUGAAGAGGAGCAGCCCUGCGAAGGACCCAGAAAUGCUGCAAACGGAGGACCUCCUGCGGCAAGUGCGGGUCAUCUUGAAUAAACUGACUCCGGAGAGGUUCGACCGGCUGGUGGAGCAGGUGCUGGAGCUGAACAUCGACUCCGAGGAGAGGCUGAGCGGUGUGGUGGACCUGGUCUUCCAGAAGGCCAUCGACGAGCCCAGCUUCUCCGUCAUGUACGGACAGCUGUGCCACCGCCUUGCCCUUGUGAAGGUGCAGAUGGCCGAGAAAGCCGACAGCACAAUGACCUUCCGCAGGCUGCUGCUUCGCCGCUGCCAGAAGGAGUUCGACAUGGAGAGGAGUGACGACGUGGUGGUUCAGAAGAAGCAGGCGGAGCUGGACUCUUCUGCAUCCGCUACAGAGCGCGAGCGGCUCCAGGAGGAGCUGGAGGAUAUCAAGACCAAGGCUCGGAGGCGCUCGCUCGGACUCGUCAAACUCAUUGGAGAGCUCUUCAAGUUGAAGAUGUUGACGGCGGCCAUUAUUUUCAGCUGUACCUCCCAGCUGUUAGAGAAGCAGGACGAGGACUCGCUGCAGGGUCUCUGCGCGCUGCUCACAACUGUCGGCAAAGAGCUCGACGCUAAAGGAGCCAAGAAACAGAUGGAUCAGAUGUUCAAUCAGAUUCAAGAACUGAUCCAGGAGCGCCGAACGUCGGCACGAAUCCGCUUCAUGCUGCAGGACGUGGUGGCGUUAAAAGAGGUGAGUUGGGUUCCUCGCAAGGCCGACCAGGGCCCGAAGACCCUCCUCCAGGUCCACCAAGAGGCUGAAAUGGAGCAACAGGAGGAGCAGCUCCAAACGACGAAGCAGCUGUUCCCCAAAACCGAAUGGAGACGAGCAGGAACCUCGGUCGCUUCUCCAUACCGGAACAAAGAAAGCAGCUUCUCUGCUCCCACCAGGACCUUCAUCCCCUGGAACACCCCCAGGUUUUCAAAGAGCCCCUUCAGUUGGUGGACCCACUGGAGCCCCUUCUGCCGGUGGAACCGCUGGAGCUCGUUCAGCCGGCAGAACCGCUGGAGCCCCUUCCGCCGGUGGAACCACUGGAGCCCCUUCAGCCGGCCGAACCGCUGGUGCCCGUUCAACCGGUGGAACCACUACAGCCCCUUCCGUUGGUGGACCCACUGGAGCCCCUUCAGCCAGUGGAACAGCUGGAGCACCUUCAGCCGGUGGAACCGCUGGAGCACCUUCAGCUGGCGGAAACGCUGGAGCACCUUCAGUCGGCGGAACCGCUGGAGCUCGUUCACCCGGCGGAACCGCUGGAGCACUUUCAGCCGGCGGAACCGCUGGGGCUCGUUCAGCCGGCGGAACCGCUGGAGCUCGUUCAGCCGGUGGAACCGCUGGAGCUCGUUCAGCCGGUGGAACCACUGGAGCCCCUUCAUGAAAGUGGUGGAACCCGUGGAGGCCCUUCAGCCAGAGGAACAGGUGGAGCAGGUGGAACCGCUGGAGCCUGUUCACCCAGAGGAACAGGUGGAGCAGGCCAACGUGGAGGACAGUCAGAUUAAGUCGUCCUCCUUCAUGAGAGCUGUGUUGAAGGCCGUGCGUCAGCCCGCAGUGAACGCCAGCUGUCGAGUGGACACAGUCGUCCUGAAGAAGAGCUUGCCGGUCCUACGACAAUACCUGGACUCCGACGAUGAGCGACAGCUGCAGGCGCUUUAUGCCCUUCAGGCUCUGAAUGAGUCCCUCGGUCACCCUACAGACUUCCUGCAGAUGUUCUUCGAUUUAUUCUAUGACUGGGGACUGAUCUCAGCUGCCACGUUCCUCAAGUGGCAGAUGAGCAGAGACGAUGCCGAGCCGAAGGGAAAAGCCAAGGCCGUCGAGUCCACCAUGCCCUUCUUCACCUUCCUGCGAGUGUGUGAGGGACUCUGA
This is a messenger RNA of Salarias fasciatus (jewelled blenny), 2046 nucleotides long. Its product is annotated as eukaryotic translation initiation factor 4 gamma 3-like. Gene Ontology annotation, molecular function: protein binding; translation initiation factor activity; mRNA binding. NCBI's taxonomy places the organism in Eukaryota, Metazoa, Chordata, Actinopteri, Blenniiformes, Blenniidae. The coding region runs from base 1 to 2046 and encodes 681 amino acids. Gene Ontology annotation, cellular component: eukaryotic translation initiation factor 4F complex. The transcript is spliced from 13 exons. The record is from RefSeq and is a predicted model, not a curated record.